AUGUCUGAGCAUCUCUUCGAGGACACCUUCGUCGUCACUAGGCUCGACCCUGAUGGCAAAAAGUUUGAUAGAGUUUCUCGUGUCGAAGCUCGCAGUGAUCAGUUAGAUAUGUAUAUGCAGCUAGAUGUUGCUACUGAUGUUUAUCCUAUGCUUGCUGGUGAGAAAUUUAACAUGGUUUUAGCACCUACUCUGAAUUUGGAUGGCACUCCAGAUACUGGAUACUAUACACAGGCUGGUAGAAAAACUCUGGCAGACAAUUAUGAGUACGUCAUGCAUGGGAAGCUUUACAAAAUCUCAGAAGACACCUCCUCCAGCCAAAAUGCUAAAGUGGAGAUUUAUGCAUCAUUCGGUGGUCUCCUGAUGCUGCUCAGGGGUGACCCUUCCACUGCUGCUAGCUUUGAGCUGGAUCAGAGGCUCUUUCUACUGAUGCGCAAGGUGUAA
Miscanthus lutarioriparius is the source of this 441-nucleotide messenger RNA. The record is from the annotation of a GenBank genome assembly. Lineage: Eukaryota; Viridiplantae; Streptophyta; Magnoliopsida; Poales; Poaceae.